UUAUUUAAUGGGUUUUAAAAUCACGUAACGUGAAUGCGAUUGGUAAUCACAAAUUCACAAAAAAUUCGCCUCAAACAAAACUAUCCCUUGCUAAUUGCUAUGUCUUGUCCGAGUACGAACAUGUGAAGCUGAUCAGGUACUAUUUGUUGCUCAACUGAACUCCUACACGUCAUCUCAUUGGACCACGAGUUUUGACCACCCACAUUCCAAUUUCAUUUUAAUUUUUAUUCUUCUUAGUUCUUACUAUUCUCUUUCGAUCCUUUUUAAUUCUGAGACUUGACCCGUUAAUUCAUAGUACUAUAUGAAGGCCUUUAAUUUGUGUUUGUGUGUUUCAGCAAAUACUAGUAAUAUAAAAACUACUACCCUUUAAUCUUUUUUUGUUGAAUUUGUCUUUCCUCGGACCUUGUUCUUCUUCAAAAAUGUCAGACAAGAACAUGGUUCCCUCAAGAUUUAUAUUUUGUGUAAUUGUCAUUGCUGUGUUCCUUUUGGUGCUGUCUUCCUUUUUCCUCAUCCACUUGAGCAAUCACUCAUUCAUUCCUAGAUCAGUUUCGGAACUUGUUCUUGUUAACAACACAUCCCUUGAUUUCAAACCCAAUUUCAAGAGGGAACAAGUUCAACCACAAAGCUGUCAAUUUUCCAAUUCUAGCCACAAAUCAAGUUCCCCAAGACAGCAGAGGAAGAUACCAUGCGAUCCAACUAAUGCUCUCUUAAGGGUGUUCAUGUAUGACUUGCCUCCAGAGUUUCACUUUGGGCUAUUGGAUUGGAAAGGGAAUGUGAACCAAACAUGGCCUAAUGUGAAUAACCCAAAACACAUUCCACCUUAUCCAGGUGGCCUUAAUUUGCAGCAUAGUGUGGAAUACUGGCUCACCCUUGAUCUUCUGUCCUCAAACAUCGCGGAAAAUUUUCGGCCUUGCACUGCAAUUAGAGUGCAGAAUUCGAGACAAGCAGAUGUGGUUUUUGUGCCAUUUUUCUCAUCUUUGAGUUACAACCGGCAUUCCAAAAUCCAUGGGAAGGAAAAAGUUAGUGUUAACAGAAUGUUGCAACAGAGAUUGGUACAGUUACUAAUGGAGAGGGAAGAAUGGAAACGUUCUGGAGGGAGGGAUCAUGUGAUUGUGGCACACCAUCCUAACAGCAUUCUGCGUGCAAGAAGAAAGUUGGGCUCUGCCAUGCUUGUGCUUGCAGAUUUUGGAAGAUACCCUUCUCAAUUAGCAAACAUUAAGAAGGAUAUAAUUGCUCCAUAUAGACAUCUAGUAAGUACUGUACCAAGAGCUGAGUCAGCUUCAUAUGAGGAACGUUCUACACUUCUAUAUUUCCAGGGGGCAAUAUAUAGGAAAGAUGGAGGAGCUAUUCGCCAAAAGCUAUAUUACCUCCUGAAAGAUGAGAAAGAUGUGCAUUUUGCAUUUGGAAGCAUCAGAAAAAAUGGGAUUAAUCAAGCAAGCCAAGGCAUGGCCUUAUCCAAAUUUUGCCUUAACGUUGCUGGAGAUACCCCAUCCUCGAAUCGCCUCUUUGAUGCCAUUGUGAGCCACUGUGUUCCUGUGAUCAUUAGUGACGAAAUUGAGCUACCAUUUGAAGAUGUUUUGGACUACUCAGAAUUCGGCUUGUUUGUCCAUGCCUCGGAUGCUGUAAGGAAAGGCUACCUGCUCAAUCUCCUUCGUUCAAUCAAGCCAGAGAAAUGGACCCAGAUGUGGGGAAGGCUAAAGGAUAUUACACAGCACUUUGAGUAUCAAUAUCCAAGCCAGCCUGGGGAUGCAGUGAAUAUGAUUUGGGAGGAAGUUGCACAUAAGAUAUCUUCAUUACAAUUCAAUUUGCACAGGAAAAACAGAUACCAGAGACCUUAGCUUCUUGUUAUGAUCCACUGAAAUACUAAGGUGGAGCCAGAUAAUGACUCUGGUCAUAUUCAACUUAUCAAUGGGAGAGUCAUGGACCUGGUUUUACUUAUUUGCUACUAGCAAGCUCCAUCCUCUCCGUUGUUACAAUUUUUCACCAAAUCAUUUUUUAUCUUCUUGAUGAAAAGAUGGUAGUUGUUUUCUUUUAAAUCACAUGGGAUAAUUGAAAAGAGUAAAAUACCAUAUUGAUUUUUCCUUCUCUUCUUGGCAAUGACAUAUUAAUUAUAUGGAUAUUUC
Messenger RNA from Glycine soja, 2123 nucleotides. RefSeq names its product probable arabinosyltransferase ARAD1. The transcript is spliced from 2 exons. Bases 420 to 1838 code for a protein of 472 amino acids. The record is from RefSeq and is a predicted model, not a curated record. Gene Ontology annotation, molecular function: glycosyltransferase activity. Lineage: Eukaryota; Viridiplantae; Streptophyta; Magnoliopsida; Fabales; Fabaceae.